AGGCAAAAAGUGCUCACUAGUUGUGCUUUUAGCAAAACCCUUGAACAAGAAAGAAAGAGAUUUCCUACUUGGCAGCAGCUCGCUGUACCUCUCUGAAAACAAUCUUCGGAACGAAACUUCAAAUAGGAGGUGCAGGAGAAGGUUAACUGCCUGCUUGGUUGUACUCGCGAGAAAUUUGAUAUUUUCUUAUCACGACUUCACGUCCCUUGGGAGAAGGAGCUUAUUUUUCCACCUCUCUCCCUCCACAGCAAUAAAAAACUCGAAAAUGUCGCGACCCCCGGCAAAGCUGGGUGGGUCCGCUCCGCCGCCGGGUAUGGGGUUUCCCGACCCGCACACGACCAAAAACAACCGUCCGGCGCCGAAGAUCGAGGAAGCGCUCGCGAAAUCCACUGGCGCGGCGAAUGGUUUUGAUGCGCAGUUGGAUCUUGCCAUGCGUCAGAACACCCCGGACUCGCUUUCCUUCGCAUGGCGUUUGGUGCACUGGAUGCUGUCCCGCAAUCUGCCCCCGACCGGCCUGAUUUUGAGUUUGCUUCUGAAGAAGACCGCGGGCUGUAACUGGGUGGAGCUUUUGUACGACGCCACGACUUUGCUGCGGACCAAAUACCUUCCCCUCCGCCCGGCGGACCUGGAUGAGGUGGUUUUGAAUGCCAUCUUGGACGCCUACUCGCGGCUGAGCCAGCGCAUGACCAGUCCCGGCGACGGGGAGACGGCGCUGGGCCACAUGGAGUUGCUUUUCCAGGACAUGAAGGAAGGGAAAUUCGGCGUUUUGCCCGGAGUAGUGUCCUACGGAAUCGUGAUCAAGGCCUUGGGCGCGACCAAGCAGCUGGAGCGGGUGCUGGCUUUGUGGGACGAGCUCCGCUCCGAGCGCCAGUUGCAGCCCAGCGUGGUAAAAAACAGAAUUUUCAUUGCAGCUUUAUUUGCUUGAGGAAGAAGGUGAUUCAUUCUCCCAGUCUCCUCGUGUGUCACAUUCUAUUAGAACGCGUGCAGGAAAAGAAAAAUGGCACUGUCUAAAUCUGCACCAGUCCGAACAAAAUGAAAUCUCCCCACCCCAUUAGGUGACCUACGGUUGUGUUUUGGAUGCGUUAGCGAAAGCUGCGACGCCGCAGUCGAUGCGGAUUGCCGAGCAGAUUUUUGACGAGAUGAGCGUUGCGCAAAAGAACACGGAGAGUAUGUCGAAGAACUGCGUGCUGUACUCCACGAUGAUCAAGGGCUUUGCGCGGCUCUCGGACUUGGAAAAGUGCAAGCAACUGUACGAGAAAAUGGUGAAGCGCGACCACAUUACGCCGAACGUGGUGUGCAUGAACCUGUUGCUCCAGGUCGCUGUCGCGCACCGGAACUUGCAGUUGGCUGAGCACUACUUCUCCGCGAUGCGCAACUUCGGUUUCUACCCGGAUUUUUCCUCCUACCUCACGUUGCUCCGCGGCUACUUGUUUUGCGGUUCCGCAUCUGGAGGUUCCACAUCGUUCAUCGCAGGAGCUGCAACCUCCAACGACGUCCUCCCGUCGAGCGACCGCGAGGUGGUCCGGGCGUUGGAGCUUUUGAAGGACGGCCUGCAGUUCGCGAAGCUGUCCGUCGAGGCGGGGGUGCUGCUGAAGUUGAUCAAACUGCUCCUGGACUGCAAACGGACGGAUGAGGUGCGGGACGUUUUGAAGCUGUGGGCGCAGGGAAACGUCUGCAAGGUGUCCGUCCCGCCCGCGGCGGGAAAGUUGAUUUUCACCCACGUCUUGACGAAUGCCGCGCCCCUCGUUGCGUGCACCGUCCGCUCGACUUUGAAGUCGCUGCAGAUCCUGUCCGAGGUUCAGCUCGCGGACGUGGAGCGCAGUUUUUACAAAACCCCCGACCCGGAAAUGUGGACGGCGUUGCUGGCGGAGCACGGCGCGGCGGAGUUGCAGGUUUACGACUUGGUGUCGCCGAUGACGUGCACCUCCGCAGCGGCGUUUAGUUGCACAGCCACCCCUAUGAGUUGCCUGACGCAGACGUCUGCCGCUGGCAAGGGCGGCGGGGGGCGCAAGAAGGGCGGCAAGCGCGAGUUCUUCCCCAACGCCGGGGCGCCGUUACGGUUCGGAAGUGUGAUCGGUCGCGAGCCGCCUUCGGUGGCGCCACCGUUUGAUGGUGAUGUGACUUCCAAAUCCUGCUCCGAGGUCUCGGCGUACUACGCCUCUUCAAAAGGCGGUAAGCGGGGUAAGUCGUCGAAGGGGAAGAAGGGAAAAAGCUGUCUGCCGGUCCUGUCGAAGGAAGAAGCAAUUCGCUUGAUGACGGUUUUCCCCGGUGGAACAAGUUCAGGUCAACAUCGGUUGGGCGCUGGUCCUUCUGCUGCGGAGGGAUGCUCAGAAGUAGACGGUUUCCAUUUCUCGGACUCCGCCUGCUCCACGUCCCGGACGGCGAGCGCCGGCAACUUUUGCCUGUCCCACACGGUGUCCCUGACAGACGAGUUGCGCGACGCGACUGCUGGAGAAUCGAUGGUCCCCCCGAAGAUUGCCUUGCCCCCGCCCGAGCUGCCGCCGGUGAUGGGCCAUCUUCAGGCAAAAACAACGAUUAAGAAUACCCACUGCAACAUCAGGGUCGACAAGGGAAACAACGGAUUUGUCGACACGUCGGCGAAAAAUGACAACACCGCAGACAUUUGUGUCGCUGGGGACAGUGGGUUCCACGCCGACGGCGGAAAUAAUUCCUACCGUGGUCGAAGCCGCAGCAACUCGAUGGAGGGAGACCUGUUUUUCAGCACGUCGCUUGUCGGGGAAAACGAGUCGUUUCACGAGGCCGAGGACGAGGAGAUUCCGUUCGCCGAGUGCGAGACCGAAGAGCUCCAGGGGUUGUACCAGGUGCCCUACGGUGGGGAUUUGCUCGACGAGCUGUACUCUCCGACGGAAGUUGUCACUUCGGCGACGAACAAGGGCGCGGCGACGUUCUUGCCGGCGACCUCGAAUGACGGUAGUGCGAACGAAGAUCUUGGCAAUAUUGCCGAAGAAGCCGGUGCGGGUUGCGGCACCACCACGGUUCGGAGGAUACGGGAAGAUGAAGAACAUGAUGUCUCCGCGGGUCGCCCCACGGCCAGUUUCUCCGUGGCAACCGGGCUCUUGCCGUCCCCGUUAGAUCCGCCUUCGGAUUACCGUGGCUUUUACAAUGGUGGCCUCAAGAACGAAAACAGAGGCGUCCCCCGUCCGCGGCCGACCCCGCUCGCGUUGGAAUUUUCCGAGGAGAAGGUGCCGAAAACCGCUGAAAAAGAGCACAAUAAAUCUGCGGCCGAGGAGACUGAAACGCCGGAGAAAUUUUGGCAGCAGGUCCGCGCAGAACAGCUGCAGCUGGAGAAGCAGAAUGCCGGCGAUUCGGGUUCGACGGUUCUUCAGCAGAAAGAGAACAAGACCUUGGCCGGCAACAACGAGUCCAAGUCGACUGUCGCUGUCGCCGAGGAAACUGUGCCAGGCACGCCACCGCCGAGUAACAGCUCGGAGCGGAGGAGGAGCCAGGACAGUUUGAAUGCCAAUGCGGUUCCGUUCGUGCCCCAGCACUCGCCAUUGCGAGUUCCGGUGCCCAAGCGCCCGACGAAGGUACUUAAGUACCUAGUUGUCCUCUUCACAUGAUGUGAUCUUCUUGAUGUGAUUUGUCGAGAGACUGAUAAAGUUCUUGGUCGCUGCGAUUGGUGGAAUUGCAACCACGUCGAUAGUACUUUUUGGUUGUAGUGCAGCAUGGUUUUACGACAACAACAUUUCCAUUUGUCUUGACACUAACACAGGUUUCUCCGCCCCCGCCGCCGCCACCACCGCCGCCGGCUUCGGUGGCGCAGCAGCAGGCAGCGGCGGUCGCGGCGUUGCUCACGUCCCCGCAAUUGCUGGCGCAGGCGGCGCAGCACCACGCUCACAUGA
This is a messenger RNA of Amoebophrya sp. A120, 3863 nucleotides long. Lineage: Eukaryota; Dinophyceae; Syndiniales; Amoebophryaceae. The record is from the annotation of a GenBank genome assembly.